AUGAUACGGUUGGCUGUCGUCAGAUUAACACAAAGUGCCUCUAGAAGACAAUUUAUUCAACAUCAACAUCAACUUUCGACGUCAGUGGUUGGCUACGCAAAAAAGAAAGCUGAGAACAAGAAAAAGAGUCCACCAGCAGUUUUUUCCAAUCUGGAUGACAACACAGUUGUACAGAAUGCACUGAAAGAAAUUCAAAGAGUUGAGACUCUUCUUGUUGAAGAACUCACGAGACAUUUCUCACUGAAAGUUGACAUUCGUCAAUACGAAGAUAUUAUGGUAAAACUUGAAAAUAGAAAAGAGAAACCACUUUCUAUGGUCGCUCGUGUUACUUUAAAAUCGCCUCUGAUGGUCAUGAUGAAUUUUCAAGAUAAUCCAACUGCAAUAAAAGCUGCAAAACUAGCAAUCCAGAAAUCCACAUUAAAUGUGACUCCACAACAAGAAGGUGCUGUUCUCUAUGUAAAUGUGCCACCAAUGAGUAAAGAGCGAAGAGAGAAAAUGGCGUCUGAUGCAAAAGGACGAAUUUUGAACGAGUACAAAAAAGCUAUCAACGAGAUUUAUUCAACCAGUGAUAAAAAAUCAUCAGCUGAAUUUUCGACGAGACCGGAUGAAGCUAAGAAGACUAGAGAAGCACUUUUGACUAUGAAACAUGCCGCAGAACAACGAGGAAAUCUCAUCAUUGAGGAACGACGAAAGCAGCUCCUAAAACAAGUUGUCUAA
Molecule: messenger RNA, 717 nt
Organism: Caenorhabditis remanei
Lineage: Eukaryota; Metazoa; Nematoda; Chromadorea; Rhabditida; Rhabditidae
Exons: 4
Coding region: 1-717 (238 amino acids)
Biological process (GO): translation
Cellular component (GO): mitochondrion
Molecular function (GO): ribosomal large subunit binding
Source: RefSeq, a predicted model, not a curated record